Molecule: messenger RNA, 802 nt
Organism: Brassica oleracea var. oleracea
Lineage: Eukaryota; Viridiplantae; Streptophyta; Magnoliopsida; Brassicales; Brassicaceae
Product: NAD(P)H-quinone oxidoreductase subunit N, chloroplastic
Exons: 4
Coding region: 58-684 (208 amino acids)
Cellular component (GO): membrane
Molecular function (GO): oxidoreductase activity, acting on NAD(P)H, quinone or similar compound as acceptor
Source: RefSeq, a predicted model, not a curated record
UCGUCAUCCAGCAAUGGUUAUUACAAGCCACUCAAACAUACCACUGCUAGUAAGAAGAUGGCAAGCCAUGCAGCGUGCAUUCAACGUGUGGCACCACCGUGUUUCGAAGCCUCGCUAGCGAAUAAGAGCAAAACAAUUAGCCCCUUUUCUGUGAAUAUUACUAGAAGGAAGAGAAGAAGCAGUGGGGUGAGGUGCAGCCUCGUUGACUUCAUCGGAGGAGACCUGGUGAAGCCAGACAUCGGUCGUUGGCUUGAGGAUGUUGAAAAGCACAAGGCUAUUGCCAUCUACACUCCUCAUGAAGGUGGAUACGAAGGUAGGUAUCUUAACCGUCUUAAAGAACAAGGCUACUACUUUCUUGACAUCUCUGCUCGAGGACUUGGUGAUCCAGAGACCACACUCCUCAACCCCUACCCUGUUUGCCCUGCUCACCUUGGGAAACAACCUAUAGCAAGGUGGUACUAUCCACCAGAAGUUGACUACAGACUCUCUGCUCUUCCUCCUAGUGCCAAGGGACUUGUGGUCUGGAUCAUCGAAGCGAAGGUCCUAUCAAAGUCUGAACUCCAGUUUCUCGCUUUGCUUCCUUCUCUCCGUCCUAGUGUCAGAGUUAUUGCUGAAUGUGGCAACUGGAGAAAGUUCAUGUGGAAGCCCCUUGCAGAAAUUGCAGAACUAGCUGCACAAGAGUAACGUCAUGAACCCAGACACCAAUGGAGCCGACCUUGUAUAGUUGUUAUCCUGCAAGUGUAGCAGUAUUCAUCACAUUGUACAAUUUGAAAAUUUGUGCAAUGCACUUGGUAAUAAACUA